UAUUAUUUCCAAUUACAUAGUAACAAGUUGGUCCAUUGAAUUCCGAAUGUGUUAGUUGCUGUAACCAUCAAUUACGUUAGCGAAUUCAACAAACGUCACUUGAAAUAAUUGAUUGGUAGCUAAAGAACAAUGGGAUUUUUUGAAAUACUAUGCUUUAUUGCUACUACAUUCCUCGCUGUUUAUUAUUAUUAUUUUACAUCGAACUACGACUUCUGGAAAUCACGUGGUAUUCGCGGUCCAAAUCCAAAACCAGUUUUUGGUAAUAUUAAAGAUUUUAAUAUUAAAGAUUUUGUACUUAAUAAUAAGUUUAUAGGUGAUUAUUUACUGGAAAUAUACAAUAAGUAUAAAGAUGAAUCCGUGAUUGGAAUAUUCUCUGGAAUGACACCCAUUCUGAUUGUAAAAAAUCCAGAUUUAAUUAAGGAUAUUUUUAUCAAAGAUUUUUCUAAGUUCGUCGAUAGAGGACUUCCUGUCAGUGAAAAACAUGACCCACUGUCACAACAUCUUGUUGGUUUAGAGCCUAAAAAAUGGCGACCUUUAAGAACAUGUUUAUCGCCCAUUUUUACAUCUAGUAAACUAAAAGAGAUGUUCUUAUUAAUAACGGAAUGCGCUGAUCAUCUUGAACAAUAUAUAGAAAAAUUAGUGAGCAAAAAUGAACCUAUAGAAUGUCGCGAGGUAGCGGCAAAAUAUUUGACCGAUGUAAUCGGUACUUGCGCAUUCGGCAUCGAAAUGAAUGCUCUAUCAGAUGAAAACAGUGAAUUUCGUAGGAUUGGAAAAAUGUUCUUCACGCCAACCUGGAAAAGUAAUUUACGGUUGAGUAUAAGACGAUACAUGCCACAACUUUUCAAAAUAUUCAGUUAUAUGAUACCACGAACGGAGGUUACCCAAUUUUUCACACGCCUUGUCAUGGAUACAAUAAAUUAUAGAGAAACCAAUAAUAUUAUUAGACAUGAUUUCAUUGAUAUUCUGCGCGAAAUGAAAAAGAAUCCAGAUAAAUUGGGCGAUAUCGAGAUGACCGAUAGCUUAAUAACUUCUCAAGUGUAUGUAUUUUUCGUUGCCGGUUUUGAAACUUCAUCGUGGGCCAUGAGCCAUGCACUUUAUGAAUUAGCAUUAAAUCAACAAAUACAAGACAUGCUACGUGAGGAAAUUCAAGAGUAUACUAAGCAUGGUAACAAUUUAACAUAUGAGAAAAUUAAAAAAAUGAAUUAUUUGGAUAAAGUUUUCAAAGAGACUGUACGAAAAUAUCCAGUAGCGACACAUCUUUCAAGAAAAUCGAUGUCAAGUUAUACUUUUAAUAAUACUUCAUUUAAUAUACCAAAAGAUCAAAUGAUAUGGAUUCCGAUGUUCGCGAUUCAUCGAGAUCCGGAUAUUUAUCCGAAGCCAGAUGUUUUUGAUCCAGAAAGAUUUAAUGAUGAAGCAGUACAAGCCAGACAUCCGAUGCAUUAUUUACCUUUUGGUCAUGGACCGAGGAAUUGCAUUGGUUCUCGUUUUGCCAUUUAUCAAAUAAAGAUUGGUCUUGUAAGGAUACUACAAAAUUAUAAAGUUGAGGUCUGCGAUAAAACGCAAAUACCCUACAUAAUUAAUCCCAAAGCAACUGUGUUAGCAUCAAAGCAUGGAAUACAUUUGAGGAUAACUAAAAUUAAUCAAGUUUCAGUAAUCAAUCAUCUUAGUUUAAGGGUCGGCUAAGGCAAGAUAAUGAUGAAGAAACAAGGAUAAUAAUAGUUAUUAUCUAAUCAUCGUAUUCAAUGAUGUAUAUGUCAUAUACAUCACAUAUAAUGUUAUGUACGUCAUUAAUGUCGCAUUCGUAUACUAAAUAUCACAUU
Messenger RNA from Camponotus floridanus (Florida carpenter ant), 1820 nucleotides. Its product is annotated as cytochrome P450 6a2-like. NCBI's taxonomy places the organism in Eukaryota, Metazoa, Arthropoda, Insecta, Hymenoptera, Formicidae. The record is from RefSeq and is a predicted model, not a curated record. Bases 130 to 1683 code for a protein of 517 amino acids. Gene Ontology annotation, molecular function: oxidoreductase activity, acting on paired donors, with incorporation or reduction of molecular oxygen; heme binding; monooxygenase activity. The transcript is spliced from 6 exons.